AUAAAAUUAUUAAUCCGCGUAAUUACCCUCAGUAAUUAUAUUUUGUUGGUUUGUUUUUUUUGUCGCAUUCAAAUGAAAAAAAACAUACUUUUCUCGUAUUAUACUUUACAGUUUAUUAUAUCAAUUUCGAAGUAAUUCUUUAUUCCUGUGAUCCAAGUGAAAUUUAUUUUUUUAUUUGAUAUCGUUUCGGUUUCAAUUUUUAUGUAUAUAAAUAUGAGUAUUCCUCCAGCGUCGUAGUCAUUUUUCACCUUGGUAAACUUUCAACUCAAGUUCUGACCUCUUACGAUGUGGUAGCCAUUUUGUAAAGUUGUGUAGGAAAAUUUUUUGCUUACUAGACGAAUUACGGAACGAUGAAUAAUUUGUCAAAUGAGGUCAUUCGUUUCUGUUUAUUCUUUAUUUUAUUUUUCAGUUCUGUCAUCCUAUAAUCCACGUGGAAUUUUGAAUGUCUCAGCGAUUUUAUCGAAUCCGCAGACUGCGUCUAAGUUUAUCACACGAUUAGGUUGCAAUUGAAACGGGGAUUAAUCGUAUGUUCGUUGGAUGUUCGAAGAAGAAAAAUAUCGAGAGCAAAAUCGAAUGUUUGAAUAAAUAAAAAAUUGUAUUCUUCCCGCGCGUUGAGAACGCGCCAUUUUUCGGAUUGCAUUUGUUUUUUGUUCUUCAAUUUUCAAACAGCUGAAUGUAGCCAGAUGAUCUUCAUUUGUUUAUUUGUUGAUUUAGAUCUCUUACUUAAAAGAAUUAGGUGUUACAUUUGAAUGAAUCUCAUUACUGGUUUAUCGUUGAGUGAAAAUGAAUGAAUAUGGUGCAAUUCGCGUAUCCGGAAAUUACAAAAUAUUCAAAUAUUUCAAAACAUCAAAAUCGACCACUCUACGAUGACAGGUAUCAAAGCCCGGCGUUGUAUAACUUGUAUCUAAAGUAGCGGAGAUGAGGACCAUCUUUCACUUCUUAAAAUGGCGUCGAAAGAGGUGGGCAGAAAUCGGGGGGGAAAAGAGACGUUCGAACCGAACUAUCUAGUUUACAUUCCUGUGCUUUGACCGUGCCGAACUGCCAGGAUCUGGAAUUCAAUAGAAAAAUGUUGAAAAUUUUAAGCUACCAAUUUAACGUUCUAACAGCCCAUAUUAUUAUUCCGUUAGAAUGACCUCAGUCUCUAAUAGACAUGGACAGAAAUCAUAUCGAUCAGAGCGACCAUGGAAACAAUUUAAACGAAGGCGAAGCAGAUGUUAAGUUGGGAAGAGAUUUUUGUAAUCUGGUACAGCAUCCAGGCAUGGAUCAUCUCGGUGACGUCGAUGUAGAGGUAAAAUUUAGCAGAGAUGCUCGUGGUGCUCUUGGAUUAGGCUUAUCGUUGGAGUUGUGCGUAGUUUGCGGGGAUCGAGCAAGCGGAAGGCAUUACGGAGCAAUAAGCUGCGAGGGAUGUAAGGGUUUCUUUAAACGUAGCAUAAGGAAACAGCUCGGCUACCAGUGCAGGGGUAGCAAGACUUGCGAAGUAACAAAACAUCACAGGAAUCGCUGCCAGUAUUGCAGACUUCAAAAAUGCUUGGCAAUGGGAAUGCGCAGUGACUCUUGGGGUGUUGCAGCGGUACAACACGAGAGAAAGCCAGUUCUCGGUGACUCUGGUAGUGGUAAAAUGGGAAAUCGUGGACCCCGAGUCAAGCCAGAACCCCAGCAAUCGACCCCCGAAACACCACUGACUUGGGAGCAGCCUGAAAGUCCCAGUAUGGAAGAUCAAAGUAACGACAGUGACCUCAGUGACGUAUUAACGUUGGCACGAGAACGAUCUUUGAUUUCUCAUGCCCUAGACAGUAUGGCGAGGCUUAUUGGAGAGAGUGUAAACGGAACAAAUGAGUCCGAAGAGGAAUGGACCGGCCAGUUAUUGUCGGAGAGACACACUCAGUUUGAAUUAAGAGCUCCUAGUCCAGCACCUGCUUAUCUAUCGGUGCAUUACAUCUGCGAAAGCGCUGCUAGACUGCUAUUUUUAUCUGUACACUGGGCACGGGGUAUACCAGCCUUUCAAGCAUUACCCUCUGAAGUGCAAACUACAUUAGUGCGCAGUACUUGGGGACAACUUUUUACGUUGGGUCUUGCGCAAUGUGCUCACACCCUGUCACUACCCAGUAUUUUAACCUCUAUCGUUAAUCACCUACAGGCCAGCAUAGCACAAGAGAAAAUAACAGCUAGCAAAGUAAAACUAGUAACUGAACAUAUAUGCCGAUUACAAGACUGCGUCAGUUCUCUUCAUAAGUUGCAGGUCGACGCCACAGAAUUUGCCUACCUUAAAGCACUCACGCUUUUUAGCGCCGAUAAUGUGAUAUCUGGUGUUUGGCGUAAAAAAAUCGACGUGCUACAAGAGGCUGCAUGGAACGAGCUCCAACGAUGUGUUGGUUCAGAAAGAUUACCUCGUCUUUUGAUGCGGCUUCCUCCUCUGCGAUCGAUCGAUCCUCGAGUAUUGGAGGAUCUAUUUUUCGCCGGCCUUAUCGGUAGGGUAAGCGUAGCCAGCGUAGUGCCUUACAUUCUGACAAUGCCAGACUGUAAAACUGAGCCUGAAGGUCACAUGGGAUGACCAUUUUCUGUCUAUCAAAUCUUCGUGAUAUCACUAUGAGAAGUUUCGAAAAUUUUACAGGUAUUUAUAACAUCCAAACAAGUUAUUCGUAGAAUCGGAACGCCGAUAUAUUUUCUAUUUAUCGUGUCUAAAACGUUUCGACAUGAAUUCAGUGUUCUCCUUUUUUACAAAGAAGAACAGAAGAAAUAUUUUUAUAAUGAAUAUUAUACUGCAGUCUCAAUCGAAUGUCGGAAACAUGCAGCAGAUUUUAUUGCAAAAAAAGGGACAACGAAAUUAGCUGAAUGUGCUUUUUGACAAUAUUCUUCAUUGGUCAACAAUUUUUAGCGACAUUUUACGCGUACAUGAAAAUUUUGAAGAUUUCUACGUUUUCUACUUGAAUCGACAAAUUACUCUAUCAAUAUCGUAUACUUUUGCGUACGUAUUAAAUGACUAAAUUUAUAUUAGUCAAAUAUUAUAUUUGUUAUAUCGAAAGAUAUACUUGUUUGACUUGGAAAACCAGCGAGUAAAGUUGAACUGUAUUUUUAGCGACAAUCCAAGCGCGUCAAUACUUAAAGUAUAGAAUAAGGUUCUUCCGGGGGGUUGAGAUCGACAAAUUAAUGCGACAUAUCUCAACCGAUUGUACAUUAAAGUUAACCGUUAAUUUUUACAAUGAAUAACAAUCAACGACAAUGUUUAACUAUAAAUAAUAAUCUACCAUAAAUAAAAGAAUUAAUAUAGUAAACCAACAGACAUGAACGCGAACGAUGAUAAUUUAAUAAAUGCCAGAAGGUGAGGAGUAGAAAAAUUUCAAUUUCCGACCUUGAUUUAGAAACGGAGUAACGCUGACGAAAAUAUUAAAAAAAAAUCAGGAGCGAAACUUAACGAAGAAACCUAGCAUGUACAUUGUUUAAAUUUUUUUUAACUCUGUUCACCGAGGAACGACCCAGUCCAAAAUUAAUUUAUGGAAGGCUCGUGCUGAUUUAAAAAAAUUGCAUUUUUUCUCUUUUUUCUUUUUAUUAUCGAUGAAUUAUAUCCUCCGACGUUUUAAACGAUACGGAAGGAUUUUCAGUAUUUUUUUCUAUACCCUAUUAUCUUUCAUUCUAUCAUUAUUUUACGUCGAUUUGUUUAUAUUGUAUUUGUCCUACGUUGUAAAAUAGGUUAAAAUGUGUAUACAUAAUAUUAACAUUUAUUACGUUAUUAAUUGGUGCGGGCUUUCUAUUUAACCCAAAUUAUUUCUAUGUGUUAAUUACGAUGAAAUAAUUGAAAGAAAAAAAAGGAGUAACUUGUUAAAAUGAGAUCGCUAAAAGAUUAUUCGUUAUAGAUUAACGAUAAAAGUACCUUGAAUAGUUAUCGCUAUAUUUUACAUACAUGGUAAAAAUUCAGUACAGUGGAAAAAAAUCGAACGAGUAAUAAUUUAAUAAACAUUACUUAAUGUUAACUAUAAGUUGAUAACAAUAGCAAAAUAAGCCUAAAAAUGUCUGAGUAGUAACAGACAUAAAAUAUACAUAAAUGCAUUAAAAGAAAAAAACAAUUAUGUUAAAGGGAAAACUGCAAUGUACAUAACAAAAAAUGUGCCUAUAUGAAACAAAUAUUUAUAUUGAUAUAAUAAUAAUAAUAAUAAUAUUAAUUUUAUAAUUAGUCUUUAUUAGUAAAGAGAAAUAAAUGAAUCAAUCAAGUCUGAGUAUAAAUUGAAGUAUGAUUAAAUUAAGAAUAUUUUUUUCUCUUAAUGUUUAAAUACAGUAAAGUUGCGCGCCUGGUUAAGCGUGCAUCAGGCACAAAAGUAGUGCAGGUAAAAAAUGGCGAUGCUGUUUGGAAUGCUAGUUUUGUCGAUAAGACUCAAAUAUUCCACGAAUAAAAACCGAUAGAUUCUGUGAUUAAUGAAGCACCCUCAAUCCGCGCAAUCGAAAAUUCCCGUUUCAAAAACGAGCGGAAAGGAAGAAUUGCGAGAAACGAAACCGGAAAAAAUAAAAUUUUGAAAAAAAAAAAACUUGCGAG
Molecule: messenger RNA, 4525 nt
Organism: Athalia rosae (coleseed sawfly)
Lineage: Eukaryota; Metazoa; Arthropoda; Insecta; Hymenoptera; Athaliidae
Gene: Hr78
Product: orphan steroid hormone receptor 2
Exons: 7
Coding region: 1151-2551 (466 amino acids)
Biological process (GO): regulation of transcription by RNA polymerase II; anatomical structure development; cell differentiation
Molecular function (GO): nuclear receptor activity; RNA polymerase II cis-regulatory region sequence-specific DNA binding; zinc ion binding
Source: RefSeq, a predicted model, not a curated record